AACACACAAACGCACACACAGUCACACACUGUACAAAUUUUAAACAAAGAUUAAAAAGAAAAUUAAAUUAACGUUAACUUGUUCCUCUUAGUAAACCCAAAAAAAAACACAGAGGAAGAGAGAGAAUUUAAAGUUUCACUCCUUUUUAUAUCGGACCUCAUUCCAAGCAACCUCGAAUUUCGUUGUGGCCAUAGCCAGGGAAGCAGGAUUGUGGUCCUUGGCUAGGGUUCCAUCCCUCCCCCAUUUUUGUUCUGCUUUUGGACCUUAUGUAGCUUCAUCAAGGUACAAUCUUUCGUGUCGUAUAUACAAAAAUUUUCCUUCCCCUCCUUACGUUUUUUUGAGAAUGUAUUGCCAUUCAAUUUUGCCUUUUUCCGUUUGAGUUUUAAACGAGGAAAAUUUAUCCCAAAUCGUGGAGCUCUUUCGUGUAGAUCGCGGGUUUCUGAUGGUCUUGCUGAUCUGGGGGUUUCUUUUAGAAAAUCAGAAGACGUGCAUUUCGGCUCCUGUUUCGAUUUUGUGUUGUGGUUUUACUGGGAUCUUUGUUCAUCUUAUAUUAUACCUGUAUUCCUUCUUCUGUGUCAUGAUCCGUGAUAAAAUGUUGGGUUUGGGAGUGUUUGGAUCAGGAAGGGCGUUGAUUUAUUGAUUUCUUUUCUGGGCCCUGUGGCUUCUUUACAGGCAAGAGUUGAGCUGUUAUUUGUAGAUUUUGAUGAGCUGUUAUAUGUAGGUUUUUCAAGUUGUUAUUUUGGUUUCUCCUUAUAGAUAUUUUUGUGUGUUUUAGAAGAUUGAUAAUUGUGUACCGAAGAGCUGUGUUAGUCUAGCUGGUGGGUUUUGAUUUGGCAUUCUUGAUAUGUUGUUUUCUUUUGUAUUGAGAGCUGAUUUUUGGGUUGAUUCGGGAAUUCGGAUGGUCAUGGGACGUUAGUGAUUGGUUUGGAUUUGUUGUAAGUUAUAAGAGAAGUUGUAAAGUUUUAAGGGGUUUUGUUCUGAGAGAAUGCCAUCAGCAGAUAAGCCGUCUUCUGCCCUGCCGUUUGUUUCAUUUCGCCGGCCUAUUUUAACUAUGAGAGGUGGUAAUGUACAUGCCUUGGCAUUGAGUCGUGACUGCGAUCCUCAGAAUUCAGAAAUGGAAUCGUUUCAGAGACAGGUUCUAGCUCAAUUCCAUAGUCUCGCAGUGGCUACCAACGAUGAAUUCCUCUCCCUUUCAUGGAUUCGGAAGCUACUUGAUGCAUUUGCCUCUUGCCAGGAACUAUUCAGGGAAAUAUUAUCUAAUAACAAGGGGAAAGUCUCAAAGCCACCAGUGGAUAAGUUUGUAUUGGAGUACUUUGAUAGAACUAUUAAGGCUCUUGAUAUAUGCAAUGCAACCCGUGAUGGGAUUGAGAAGAUUCGGCAAUGGAAGAAGCAUUUGGAUAUUGUUGUUGCAGCAAUGGAUUGUCAUCAGAAGAUGAUAGGUGAAGGCAACAUCAGAAGGGCAAAAAAAGCUUUGACCGAUUUAGCUCUUUUCAUGCUAGAUGAUAAAGGAACCGGUUCUGUAUUUUCACACCGCAAUCGGUCUUUUGGCCGAGCUCAGAAGAACAAGGAGCGUCAAAAUAGUCGUGGAUCAGGGCAUUCGAGGUCUCUGUCAUGGAGUGUACCCAAUUCUUGGUCAGCUUCAAAGCAGCUCCAAACAAUGGCAAACAACUUAGUCAUUCCCCGAGCGAAUGAACUUGCAGCUGCUAAUAGUCUUUCUAAUGUUGUCUUUACAAUGAGCUUCAUUCUUAUGUUUGUUUUGUGGACUCUUGUUGCUGCAUUUCCCUGCCAAGACAGAGGUCACCAAGUUCAUUUCACCAUCCCUCGCCAAUUUGUAUGGAGCACUCCAUUCUUUUUGCUUCAUAGUAGGAUUACAGAUGAAUCCAAGAAGCGGGGAUGGCGAGAUAGCAACGGGUUCUUGAGGGAGAUUAAUCGGAUUGAGAAGUCUAUUCAUCACAUGACAGACUUGGUGGACUCGGUUCAGGUUCCAUUAGCAGAGGAGCAAAAGGAAGAAGUUAGAGAGAGUGUGAAAGAAUUAGCAAUUGUCUGUGAAAUAUGCAAUUCAGAACUUGAUCCACUUGAACGUAAUUUGAGGGAUGUUUUCAGAAAAAUUAUGUCUUGCAGAACAGAGGGUCUUCAAAUCCUGGGAAAGAGCACUCAACCAUGACAGCACAAGCAAUUGCUGAUGGACAAACAUAAAGAUGGUAAUAUAUUCCUGAGAUCUUUUCUCGGUUAGUGUCUGAAGGUACUUGAAGAAAGCUGUUGAAUAUUGAUUAUUACAUAUGUAACUCUAGAGUGAAAUGUUUUUACUUGUCAUUAUACUUAAAUUCAG
Messenger RNA from Oldenlandia corymbosa var. corymbosa, 2329 nucleotides. The record is from the annotation of a GenBank genome assembly. NCBI's taxonomy places the organism in Eukaryota, Viridiplantae, Streptophyta, Magnoliopsida, Gentianales, Rubiaceae.